CUGCCCCCAAAUCCUCCGACUCCAAACUCCAAAGGUCGUACCGCCAGCAACACAACUCCCACGCACGCCGGCCCUUGGCAAGACAAUCGAGCACCAAUCGCCGCCGCGGGCUCGUCCCUUCUCUCCCCGUCCGCGUCGUCCCUACCGCUGCGCCCCGGAGCGGAGCGGAGUUGAGGUGAGAUAGCCCGGGGUCCGGGAAUCGGUUUCUCCGGCGCUGUUUGGCUUUCAAGGUAGAAAAAGAAACCUUUCUGUUCAGUCAUGGCUUUCCAAACUCCAACAGCUGUUCUGCUUAAUGAGAAUAUGCAGAUGAUACAGAAAGGCAAGAGGGCUGAUGCACCAAGUACCAAACCACUGAAGCCAUCAACAAAACCUGGGCUUCAGGAGCGGAAGGCUCUUCAGGAUGUGUCUAACAUUCCUAAAGGCACUGCUUUAAGUAACAGGUCCUCCGUCAAAGAGAGGUCCAUCCUGAAAGAUAAGUCCACCAUGAAAGAAAGGUCCAUCCUGAAAGAGAGACCUGGUCUUCACAAUGUGUCCAACACCCUUAGAGAGAGGUCCAUCCUGAAAGAGAAGUCUGAUCUGCGUAGCCAUCAAGCAAUUAAUAACCCAGUGAAUAUUUUUGCUGAUGAAGAGACCAAGAAGUGUCAUGAAUGGGCUAAACACGGGGUGGAGGGCAUUCACUUCACCGGAAAUGAUUCUCAGAAGUUGGAUAAGGAUGUGCAAGACAAACGUGUCAAGAAGAAAGUGGCGAAAGUUAUGUCAGCAUUACAUGGCUGGUCAGAUGUGGUAGUCGAUCCUGUGAUGUUUCCAGCUACGGAAGUUGCCAAUUUUCCAGAAGAAGUAAAAGAGCUGGAGCUGGAACCAGAGAUUCUCCCAGACAACAUUAGGUAUCUGGUUACCUCAGGCAACAGGGCCGAUGCACCAAGGGCCAAACCACUGAAGCCAUCUGUGAAGCCUAGUCGUCAAGAGCGGAAGGCUCUUCAGGAUUUGUCUAACACCCUCUCAGAGCGGAAGGGUCUUCAGGAUAUGUCUAACGCCGUCAAAGAGGAGUCCAUCCUGAAAGAGAGUUCUGCUUUGUGCAGCCACGAAGUGACUAAGAAUCCACUUAAAAUAUUCACUGUUGAAGAGACCAGAAAAUGUCAUGAAUGGGCUAAGGAUGUGAUUGAGGGCUCUCACUUCACAGGAAAUGAUCCUCAGAAGUUGGACAAGGACGUGCAAGAAGAACGUGACAAAGCACAGCUUGCUGAAGGCUCUUCUACUGAUGAUGAGCUUGACGAGUACCCAUUUCUGGACAACAAUCCUAUUAAGUUUGAGCUGCGAGAUGAGCCAGGGAUCCCGGACCUGUGAGCGAAUUGACGAAUCCAUGCCCACCGUAACUGAAAGCUCUGCUUCUGCUGUGCUUUAUGCUGCUUGCUCUGUAGCACUCUAUGUAGUAUGAUGUAUAGUAUGCUAGUGGAUUUGAGAUGCUUCCUUCCCCAACUCUAUUCCGAUGGAUGUGAAUGAUGAAGUGAUGUUGCCAGGCUGAUGUUCUAAAUCAUUUGCUGGAUAAACAUAUGAUGGGAUGAAUACGGUUGAA
Molecule: messenger RNA, 1573 nt
Organism: Panicum hallii
Lineage: Eukaryota; Viridiplantae; Streptophyta; Magnoliopsida; Poales; Poaceae
Exons: 6
Coding region: 259-1344 (361 amino acids)
Source: RefSeq, a predicted model, not a curated record